Molecule: messenger RNA, 2835 nt
Organism: Maylandia zebra (zebra mbuna)
Lineage: Eukaryota; Metazoa; Chordata; Actinopteri; Cichliformes; Cichlidae
Product: CD276 antigen
Biological process (GO): cell surface receptor signaling pathway; immune response; cellular response to lipopolysaccharide
Cellular component (GO): external side of plasma membrane
Source: RefSeq, a predicted model, not a curated record
UGUCACGCGUGUCCUGAGCUUUUAUGACUGUGCACCGUCCUGCGCGCUGCUGGAAACCUUUGAGUCUUCAAACUCAGUUUGCUUUGAAUCAUCUUUAUCGUGCUGACCUGAGCCGGUACAGUCUGGAGAUUUACAGCUUUGCUUCUUUUUCAUUCCUUCCAUGUUUGACUUCCUGUUUAUUUAUUUUAAUAUUAACAGUGUUUCCGUGGUGUGCGCGCGUGCUCGUCUGUGUGACUUUGUUUUAUGUCGGAUCAGCGCUUAAAGGCUUUCAGCAAACCAAAGAGCGAGCCGUUAUAGAUCCGGACACUUUCUUCGGAAUCUGCUUUUAUAAACACCAUAAAAUGAAGUACUUUCCCCCCUUUUUCUUUUCAAGUAAAUAUAAAAUUGUCAAAACUGACCUGUAACACCACAGAUGUUGCUGUAGUUCAUAACAUUAAAACGAAAAAUAAAUAAAACAAAUGUAUUUUACAGACAUAUUGAAAUACAUCUCAGUAAUAUUGAGGUAACAUAACAACAUUUAUUUUUUUAUAGAAUUGUCUUGAUGUUCAGUUUACCUUUUUUGUUUUGAAUGUAAAAAGAAAAAUAGUAAACCAGUAUAACCAGUAUAAACCAGCUAUAUAAAUACAACGAAACUGAACUGAAUUACUGUUGAGUGCAUGUAGCUCAGAUUUCAUUUGCUGCAGUGAGAAACCAGAAGUUUCUCACUGAAAACACAUCACUGUGCAAAGAACAAAGAACAGCUUCAUGAUGGUUUAUUUCAAGCCAAGUUUGACUCGCUACUUCAUCAGUAAAAAGUUGUUUGCAUUUAUGACACGAUGCCUGUAAUACACCUGAGGUUUGGCUGCUAAAUCUAUUUGUUUAACUGGUUAGCAGCUGCAUGCAUAGAGCACACAUUUGCAAAGUACCACAAUCCCAGAAUUUCCCUCCGUGAUGCUCUGUGGGCUCUCCCCACUGUGUGGAUCCUUCACAGAAAGCUGCUCUCCAGGAUGUUUGACUCUGUAGCUGUUGUUGUUAUUUGCUUACAGCAUGCAGAGGUGGAACAGCUGCUGUCUGUGAGCCCGACACCAUGUAAUCCUGCAGACAUGUUAACUGCAGGCCUCGUGGUCGGACUGCUCGGUGCCCUCAUCUCGGGUCAGCGAGCGGAGCUCCUCGGUGCCACUGUUGGAGGCUCUGUGCUGGUUACCUGUAAACUCCCAGUUCCAACAAGUCCAAAGUGGUUUUACUGGCAGGAGGACGGGACUGAAAACAUUUUGAUUCAUUGUGAACAAACGUGUCAACAAACAACAUCUGAAGUCUACAGGAACAGAGUUACAGUCUUUGCUUCUGAGUUUGGAUCGGGGAACAUCUCCAUUAAACUUCACAGUGUUACAGCUGCAGACGACCAGAAGUCGUUCUGGGUCAUGGCUUCCUUCAAAGACAGACGUGAGCGCCGCUGCAACUCAACACUGCAGGUUUCAGCUUCCUACAGAGAUAUAAACCUGACCAUUGACACAGCAGACACUGUGACCUGCACAGCGCGUGGAGGAUACCCUGAAUCCAGCGUGUCAUGGUCGGGUCAAAACACGACCGGUGGUGAAUAUGUGGACCUGCAUGAAUACAAACCGACCCACGAGAGGGACGCAAAGGAUGGAACCUUCACUGUCAGGAGCUCCGUCAGUGUGAAGGAGCUGGUGUCGGUGACCUGCCGCAUCACCAACCCUCGCUCCAACCAAAGCAUCAACACCACCACAAAGAUAGACAGAGAUGGUGCUGGUCCAGACACAAAUCCAGGAGUGCACGCAUUCAUACGUCUAGUUUCUGUCUCAGUAGCAUUAGUAGCUGGAUUAGCAGUAGGCACAUACAUCUGCUACAAGAAACGCUGCAAAUCUGGCGAUGAAUCCAACGGACAACUGAAUGGAGAACAGCCAGGAGGUGAAAACCAUGCAGACCAACAAAUGGAGCUCCAAGAAGAAUCUCAAGAGGCAGCAAAUGAAGGGAGCAGAGACGACGAGGAUCCACAGGAUGAAGAUGAGUGGGGAGAUGCACAUCGAGACAACGUGGACCAAAACCUUCUAGAUGGAGCAGAAAACCAGGAGCACCGCCCUGCAGGUGGUGCAGAGCAAGGCGGAGGCAGCGUGCACGCAAACACUGACUAAACUGAGGAUGGAUUCAUUGUUCGACUGCACUCACACACGCUGUGAACAGGACGACGGCUGUGCGGCCGACACACCAGAGGCGUCGGCAGAGUCGUUUCCUGAAGAGUUUAAACCUUUUUAUUUGCACAGUUCAGUUUAAAAUGACCUGUUAUUGGCUCGUUCUUAGUGCCAACGAGUUCUUCUCCAGGCGGACUCAGUGAAACCUACAGUAAAACCAAUGAACGAUGCAGGGAGCUAAAAUGUUCUGUUUGAGCUCUGCUUUUGCCUCAAGACGCCGAGAAGGAUGAAACGAUCAAAUGAACCGUGAGCCGGUGAAGCUGCUGUGACUGACUGAGCUCAGCUUUCCUCGAGCAACAAAACAAGGAUUUCGCGUCUUUACUGUUUCCCAGCUGAACAGGGUCCGAUCAGCUGCACCGUUUUCUUGUUUGUCACUUUAUUUAAAGAUUCUGAACUGUAAGAGUCUACAAUCCAGAAUUUCAUAACUUAAUGCUGUUUUAGAUGUUAGCUGACAUCUGCUGUAUGCUGUAAAUACAGAUUAUAGGAGGCUGAAUCCAUCUUUGCUGUGUGAGAAUGAGGAGCAGUGAUGACUAAUAAUGAUGACGAUGAUUCAGCAGCAUGUGAAUGGAGUGUUGCUAUGAACAUGUUCACAACAGUUUUACUCCUUUACUUCAUCUUUUAUAUAUUUAUUUAUGCAUUUUAA